AUGCCGCGUGUUCCAGCUCUUUCAGAAGACAUCAGUAAGCUUAAGAAAAAACAGGGCAACUAUCUCACGGCCCCAUUUGACCCUCGCUUUCCAAACACCAACCAGACCCGUAACUGCUACCAGAAUUAUUUGGAUUAUUACCGCUGCGUGAAAACCAUGAAAGCUAAAGGCAAGGACAUCAAGAUGUGUGAAUGGUACCGCAGGGUCUACAAAUCCCUCUGUCCCAUUUCUUGGGUAAAUCGCUGGGAUGAACAGCGCGAACAUGGAAACUUUGCUGGCAAGAUAUGA
Elgaria multicarinata webbii is the source of this 288-nucleotide messenger RNA. Its product is annotated as cytochrome c oxidase subunit 6B1. The record is from RefSeq and is a predicted model, not a curated record. The coding region runs from base 1 to 288 and encodes 95 amino acids. NCBI's taxonomy places the organism in Eukaryota, Metazoa, Chordata, Lepidosauria, Squamata, Anguidae. Gene Ontology annotation, cellular component: respiratory chain complex IV; mitochondrion. The transcript has 3 exons.